Molecule: messenger RNA, 6137 nt
Organism: Anthonomus grandis grandis
Lineage: Eukaryota; Metazoa; Arthropoda; Insecta; Coleoptera; Curculionidae
Gene: Sou
Product: E3 ubiquitin-protein ligase RMND5A
Biological process (GO): proteasome-mediated ubiquitin-dependent protein catabolic process
Cellular component (GO): GID complex; cytoplasm; nucleus
Molecular function (GO): protein binding; ubiquitin protein ligase activity
Source: RefSeq, a predicted model, not a curated record
AGUCAUUUUUGAAACCAACAAAUCAGCAAUGCAAUAGACAAUAGAAUGAAAAAAGUGAAAACAGUAUAAUAAUAUUUAUUUUUCACAAGAAUAUUAUAGUAUUUGGUUCAAUACAAUAAUAAAUAGUCACAAAUCAUUAUCGCAAUGGAAGCUUGCCUAAUUGUGGAAAAAGAUGUUGACAAAGUGCUCACCAAAUUUAAUUCCAUCAACCAACAUAGCAGGAGAGUUAUUGUCCAACUUAUAGAUCAGGUUAAUAGUUUGAAACAAGAAUUGGAUAGUGCUCCUGAAGGUCAUACCUUAACCACCCUACAGCAGGAUUUAAUUAAACAGUCUAUGGCAAAAGUAAAAGAUACAGUAUCCAGAUUAGCUAUCGAACACAGAGAUUUACACAGUUCCGUCUCCAAAGUAGGCAAGUCGAUUGACAGAAACUUCACGCAAGAUUUUACAGCCUGUAGCAAAGAAAAUGUUUUUAACGAUUCAGAAAAGCUUGAUCUUAUAAAUAAGAUUAUAUGCAAACAUUAUUAUAGGCAAGGGAUGCAUUGCGUAGCAGAUACCUUAAUAAAGGAGUCGGAAGUUAAAGUCGAAGGUUGUGAAAAAGAGCCAUUCACAGAACUGCAUUACAUAUGCGACAGUAUAAAGAACAGAGACCUAGACCCCCUGUUGGCUUGGGCGACUGCUCAUCGUGAAAGUUUAGAAUUUCAUAAUUCUUCAUUGGAAUUUAUGAUUCACAGGCUAAAGUAUAUGUUGUUGCUUAAAAAGGGGGCGUCUCAUCAGUCUGAAGCUAUUGCGUACGCCAGGAGUUAUUUUGGACAAUUUGUUAAAAAACACGAGAAAGAUAUUCAAACUCUGAUGGGGAUGCUUCUCUAUAUCCCAAAUGGAGUGAAUAGAUCACCAUAUUCGGCUUUUUUUGAGCCCGAUAAUGACAUGUGGAUGGAGCUCUAUGAAAUGUUCAUUAAAGACGCCUGCCAGUUAUUGGGCGUUUGUGUUAAUAGUCCGUUGAUUGUUUGUAUUAACGCUGGCUGCCACGCUAUUCCCGCCUUGUUGAAUAUUAAACAAGUGAUGAUUCAAAGGCAAGUAAGUCAGAUAUGGAAAGGGACUGAAGAGCUACCGAUCGAGAUAGAUCUUGGUGCAGAAAACAGGUACCAUUCGAUGUUUGCUUGUCCAAUUUUAAGGCAGCAAUCUACCAAAGAUAAUCCGCCUAUGAAACUAGUCUGUGGUCACGUCAUUUCAAAGGAUGCCCUACAAAAACUAUGCAACGGGAACAAAAUGAAGUGUCCUUACUGCCCAAUGGAACAGUCGCCUCAAUUAGCCCAGCAGGUUCACUUUUAGAUAACAUUGUAUAUUUAAGUUUUAAUAUCUGUAAAUGCUUAACACGUUGGCUAACAAGGGGGUAUUUUGAAAGUCUUCUCUUAUGUACCAUACGUAUCACCGGUGAUAUUCUGCAGGUUGAUGCUUCAGGGCGCUCUAAAUCGAUCGGGAUUUAAAAGCAAGACAUUUUACCUGGGUACCGGGCUAUAAAUGAACCGAGUUAACCAAUUUUUAAGUGGUUAUCACCGGUGAUCCACAUUAGCAAAGUUAUGCAAAUAAAAAGUAAAAUAAUUUUUUUUUUAUAUUUUAUUACAAGUAACACAUUAUAAACGACCAAAUAUGUUGUAAAAUGUUGCAGUAUAUCAAAAAAUGUUUCACCAUAAUAUAUGUAGCGCCAUCUAUACAUUUAUAUGUACAUGUGCCCAUGACAUCACUUUUGUUGUUUGCACGGUUGUCGACCUCCUAACUUUAUGUAUUAAAGAAGUUGUUAGUAGUACGUAUUAAAACUCUAAACCAGAAGCGUUGCUUUUAUUUUGCUAUUCCCAAAUCCACAAAUUUCAACAGGUUAUGGGCCCAGGCACCCAUCGCCAAGGCACCCUGUGUAAAGGGGAUUAGUCCUAGUGUGCGUUGAGGGUUUUUUAGCAAAAUUCGCAGUGGUAGUUUGUGAGUUUUUUGGUGCGAUAAUCGAAACGUUUAGUGAACGUAAUGGCGUCAGCGGCGAGCUAUUUAGCCAGUGUUCCAAAACUGUCGGGUCGUGAAAAUUAUUACGAAUGGGCUUUCGCGAUCGAGAACGUUCUUAUAAUCGAUGGUUUAUCGAAGUGUUUGGAAGCAAAUGGUGAGACAGAUACGGAAAAGUUAAGUAAAGCGAAAGCAAAGCUUUGCCUCUCCAUUGAUUCAUCAAUUUAUGUCCAUAUUCGAGACGCGAAAACGGCUUUAGAAGUGUGGGAAACCUUAAAAAAGCUGUACGGUGAAAAGAGCUUCACCCGAAAAAUAGAUCUGCUAAGAAUCCUUAUAAAUCUCAGGUUAGAUAACUGUGAGAAUAUGGAUAGCUACAUCGGGCAAAUGAUCGAAACAGCGCAGAAAUUAACGCGUAGUGGUUUCGAAAUCAACACGGAAUGGGUUGGUUCUCUCCUUCUUGCUGGGUUACCAGACAGGUUCACCCCGAUGAUAAUGGCGAUCGAGCACAGCGGCAUUGAAAUUACAGCUGAUGGUAUAAAGUCUAAGCUGAUCGACAUGCAGAAAGAUGGCGCUGGCAGGCACAACGAUAGUGAGAAAUCUACAGGAAGUGCUUUUGCGGGUAAAGGCAGUUUUUCGAAAAAACCCAGAGAGGGCGCUGCAGGUUUUAAAAAGGGAAACUUCAGUACGAAAGGUAAAGAAGUAAUUUGUUUCGAAUGUAAACAAAGUGGCCAUUAUAAAAACAAGUGUCCUAUUUUGAAGAGAGAUUUUGAUGUUUUUCGAAAAUCACAGAAAAAGCCGGACGAUAGAAGUGCCUUUAGUGCAGUGUUCUUGAAUGGCAAGUUUAACAGUUCGGAUUGGUAUAUCGACUCAGGAGCCAGUGUUCAUUUAACGUCAAGAAAUGACUGGUUAAAAAAUGUAAAUAAAGAAAUGGAGCUGGAGGAAAUUUUAGUGGCCAAUAAUCAGAAGGUUUCUGUGUUGUCUGCUGGUGAGAUUGAGUUAACCACAGUGGUAAGUGGCAAUUUAAAUCAUGGUAUUUUAGUAAAAAAUGUACACUAUGUGCCUGAACUUACUACUAAUUUACUGUCUGUUAGCCAGUUAAUAAAGAACGGCAAUAAAGUUGUUUUUAAUAAAAAGGGCUGUGAAAUUUUUAAUGUAAAAGGUAUAUGUGUGGCUACAGCUGAUUUAAUAAAUCAUGUAUACAGGCUUAAUUUUUUAAAGGAAAAUGCUGUAUGUCCAGCAUUUGCAGUAUAUUCACAGAAUGGUUGUGAGUUGUGGCAUAGACGUUUUGGACACAUAAACUAUAGGGAUUUAGGUGUGAUGAAAAAUGGGGCAGUUAAAGGCUUAGAUUUCAAGGGGCAAUCUGGGUCAGGUGAUCUAUGUCAAGUUUGUUGUGAGGGGAAGCAGGCCCGGUUACCAUUUAAAAUUAGAGGAAACAGUGCUACAGAGUUGUUAGAGAUUGUGCAUGGAGAUUUAUGUGGUCCCAUGGAGGUACCGUCAAUAGGCGGCUCUAAAUAUUUUUUGGUUCUAGAGGACGACUUUAGCAAAAUGGUGUUUGUUUAUUUUUUGAAUGCUAAAAGUGAGGCUUUGGAUAGAUUUAAGCAAUUUAAGUCGUUUGCAGAGACCCAAAAAGCACAGAAAAUAAAAAUCUUCAGGUCUGACAAUGGAGGAGAAUUUUGUAGUUCUGAUUUUGAAUCGUUUUUAGGGAAACAUGGUAUUGUUCAUCAAAAAACUAAUCCCUAUACCCCACAGCAAAAUGGUACGUCAGAGAGGAUGAACCGGACACUAGUAGAAAAGGCGAGGUGUUUGUUAUUUGACGCUGAUUUUCCCAAGCAGUUCUGGGCGGAGGCAAUAAACACAGCUGCUUACUUAAGAAACAGGUCUGUGGUAUCAGGACUAGAUAAAAAGACUCCAUAUGAAGUCUUUUAUGGUAAAAAACCUGAUGUUAGUCAUGUUCGUAUCUUUGGUAGUGAGGUUAUGAUGCACAUACCCAAAGAAAAAAGGUUGAAAUUUGACAAAAAGGCUGUUAAAAUGUUCCUGGUUGGAUAUGGUCAAGAUAUUAAAGGCUAUAGGCUCUAUGAUCCAACUAAAAGGAGUGUAAUAACUAGUAGAGAUGUAGUCAUUAAUGAAAAGCCUAAAUUGUUAAAAAACUUUGAGUUUUUAGAUUCUUCGAGCACUGAUUUUGAAGAGGAUUCGGUGUUUACAGAGGAGUUACCUCAAGUGGGGGACACAAAUAUAUUUCCAAACCCAAGUGUGCAGUCUGACGAAGAAUAUCUUGAUGUACAAGACAAUAUUGAUUUAAGUGACCCGGAAUAUUUGCCUGAAAAUGUUAACUUACCUGAAACUUCAAGGCAGUCAAGUAGAGUCAGAAAACCAAAAGUGUAUGAAGAUUAUGUAUCAUUUCAUUGUAAAAAGCAGUCAGAAGUUAAUCUUGAAGAUAUCCCAUCCAGUGUGAUUGAGGCUCUUUCCAGACCAGACGGGGAUAGAUGGAAAAAGGCCAUGGAUGAGGAAAUGAGGUCUUUUGAGCAAAAUGAGGCAUGGGACUUGGUUAACCUUCCUAAAAGUGGUACUUUAGUGGAGUGUAAGUGGGUCUUUAAAACCAAAAUCGAUUCUGAGAAUAAAGUGUGUUAUAGAGCGCGAUUAGUUGCAAAAGGUUAUACUCAGCGUGAGGGUAUAGACUAUGAUGAAACCUUUUCUCCCGUUAUAAGGUAUUCAAGUUUGCGUUUGUUGUUAGCAUUAUCUGUUAAAUUGGAUUUAGAAGUUAUUCACUUGGACGUGAAGACAGCCUUUUUAAAUGGUGACUUGAAAGAAACAGUAUUCAUGCGUCAACCAGAAGGUUUUGUUAGUAAAGGCAAUGAAAAUAAAGUGUGUUAUUUGAAAAAGGCCAUAUAUGGGUUAAAGCAGUCUUCUCGUGCCUGGUAUCAUAAAGUGAAUGAAAUCUUAGUCGGAUUGGGUUUUAAUAAAUCAGAUUAUGAGUCUUGUGUGUUUAUAAAAAGAGUUGAUAAAAGUUUAGUCAUUGUAGCACUCUACGUGGAUGAUUUCGUGGUUUUUAGCAAUGACAGUAAGCAAACUGAUUUAUUGAAAACCGAAUUGAAUUCUAAUUUUAAGAUUAAGGACUUAGGCCAGUUAAAAUUGUGUUUAGGUAUGAAUAUUCAUAGAAAUAAGGAUAGCCUAACAUUAAACCAGAGUAGUUAUAUUGAUCAGUUACUGAGAAAGUUUAAUAUGUCGGAAUGCAAUGUUGUCAAUACACCAAUCGAUGAUUUUGAUUUUAGUGAGAGCUGUGACUCAGAAAAAGUUCAUAAUCCUAUGUAUCAGAAAUUAAUUGGUAGUUUGAUGUUUCUGGCAGUUUUGACAAGACCUGACAUAGCAUACAGUGUAAGUUUUCUAAGUCAGUUUAACAAUAAUCAUAGUGAGUAUCACUGGAAAUGUGCAAAAAAGAUUUUAAGAUAUUUAAAGGGCACAAAAGAUCUUUGUUUGACUUAUAAGAGAGAUAAUUCGGAUUUGACAGGUUUUGUUGAUGCUGACUGGGGGUCAAAUAAGAUAGAUAGAAAAUCAUAUACUGGCUUUGUUUUUAAACUCUCAGGCGGAGCAAUUUCUUGGAAGAGUAUAAAACAAAAAACAGUAGCACUUUCGAGCACGGAAGCCGAAUAUAUGGCUUUAGGUGAAGCCACAAAAGAGGCUAAAUAUCUAAGAAAUUUGUUGUCAGAAGUUCAAGGAAGAGUGGAUUCUGUUGUUUUGUAUAAUGACAAUCAGGGAGCUCAGAAGUUGUGUAACAAUCCAGUCUUCCAUGAAAAGACAAAACACAUAGACAUAAGACACCAUUUCAUAAGAGAAGCUGUACAAGAUAAAAUUGUUAAUUUAAGGUAUUUAAGUACAGAUGAAAUGUUAGCUGAUAUUCUUACCAAAGGGCUAAAAAAUGUUAAAAAUUCUAAAUUCCGACAAGGUUUAGGUCUGUAUGUUUAGAUAUUUUUUUGAUAAGUGGGGGUGUUGCAGUAUAUCAAAAAAUGUUUCACCAUAAUAUAUGUAGCGCCAUCUAUACAUUUAUAUGUACAUGUGCCCAUGACAUCACUUUUGUUGUUUGCACGGUUGUCGACCUCCUAACUUUAUGUAUUAAAGAAGUUGUUAGUAGUACGUAUUAAAACUCUAAACCAGAA